Messenger RNA from Strongylocentrotus purpuratus (purple sea urchin), 3178 nucleotides. Its product is annotated as malonyl-CoA decarboxylase, mitochondrial. The transcript has 12 exons. Gene Ontology annotation, cellular component: mitochondrial matrix; peroxisomal matrix. NCBI's taxonomy places the organism in Eukaryota, Metazoa, Echinodermata, Echinoidea, Camarodonta, Strongylocentrotidae. Gene Ontology annotation, biological process: positive regulation of fatty acid oxidation; fatty acid biosynthetic process; acetyl-CoA biosynthetic process. The record is from RefSeq and is a predicted model, not a curated record. Bases 17 to 1570 code for a protein of 517 amino acids. Gene Ontology annotation, molecular function: malonyl-CoA decarboxylase activity.
UUUUACUAUUUUUACGAUGAAUUCUAUGAGGAAAUUUCUUCUUUCCCGGCCUGGCAAGCUACUCGUCUAUCGAGAGAUUACGAAUGUAGACAUGGCUUGCAAAGCAAGACUGAUGUCAUCCUCGAGUAGACGUGGGUCUGCAGUGACAACUCAGUCCCAGUUCUUAGAAGCCAAAGUUCCACAGCUUAUGUCAAACUCAAACGAGAGAGGGAAUCAGCAUUCACCAUGGAUACCUGAUUCGACUGUCCAAGAAGUCUGUGACCAUUACCAGGGGCUAGCCGAUGAGGGCAAGUCAAACUUCAUGUCUGCUGUGGCAUCAGGAAUGGGUGUGAGACAUGACAAGAUCCUAACGGAAGCCAGUCAACUGCAAUCCCAAGUGGGUCGUGAGGAUGCGGCCAUUCUUCAGGCCGAGAAGCGUCUCCGCCUGUCCCUCGUCCCAGGGUACUCCACUCUCUUUUCCCACAUCAGUCGACUUCAGGGCGGGGUCAAGUUCCUUGUUGAUCUACGAGCAGACCUACUGGAUCACUUAUUGUCUCAGCAAUCACUCCAAAACGAAGCUGAAUUGAAGGCGUUGAACGACACAUUAAAAGAUCUUCUGAUUGGUUGGUUUGCUGCCGGCAUGCUGAACCUGGAGAGAGUCAUGUGGUCAUCAUCAUGUGACAUGCUUGAGAAGAUAAGUCAGUAUGAGGCUGUCCAUCCUGUAAGAAACUGGACAGACAUCAAGCAUCGAGUAGGGCCGUACAGGAGGUGUUUUGUUUUCACACACAGCAGCAUGCCUAACGAACCGCUCGUCAUCUUACAUACCGCCCUCACAAGAGAUAUUUCAGCCAGUAUCCAGUCCAUAGUUCGUAAGCAGAAUGACAUAGCAGUUGGUGUCAAAUCAGGAGAAGAGAAUCCCGAGGAGGCCCAGGCCGCUAUUUUCUACUCCAUUACAUCAACUCAGAAAGGUCUUCAGGGUGUAGAGCUUGGGAACCAUCUCAUAAAGAGUGUCGUCAAGGAGCUACAGUCCGAGUUCCCCAGCAUGCAUCUCUUCUCCAGCCUGUCUCCGAUCCCUGGUUUCAGGGACUGGCUCAUUUCACAGAUCAACAAGCAGGUCAAAGAUGAACAUAACACCAGCUUAUUCACUUCACAAGAGCUAGACUCAUUCAAGUCUGCUUUAAAUAUCACAUCACCACAGGCAUUGUCAACCCUGAAGAAAGUCAUUGUGACGAAUGAGUGGGUCAAGUCAGAAAGCCUAGUCAAGAGUCUACAAUCUCCUCUCAUGAGGUUAUGUGCAAGGUAUCUGUAUGUAGAGAAGAGACGUAAAAUGGCACUGAACCCUGUUGCUAACUUUCAUCUUCGGAACGGAGCAACCAUGUGGCGCUUGAACUGGUUGGGUGACACGUCCCCACGAGGUCUAGCUGCCUCGUGCGGGAUGAUGGUUAACUAUCGUUACUACCUUGAGAACACGUCGAGCCUCAGCCAGCGCUACAUCGAAACGCAGAAUAUCAAGGCUUCAAAACAGAUUCUUGAUUUGGUGGGAAAUGGGUCGUCUAAUGCCGACAUGGGGACGGUAAACAGCAAGUUAUGAUGAUUGUUAAAGAAGUAGUAAUUUUGUGGGUAGCUACAUGUAAUCUGUUCUGUUGUAAACUAUAGUGCUUGAAAAACAGGUAUAGCAUUUACACCAAAGAGAUCCUAUUUAUCAUAAUAAUUUUGGAUAAAAAGUGCUAUUUACAGUGAUACUCAGAUGUGACUCAAGAAAUAAUUAAUGGACAAGUUUGGAGAUAAAUAUUUGGUCUUAGAUAUACUGUGUAUUGGGUCACUCAGGUAUCAUCUGCUGGAGCCUGCCCUGUCCAAAAGGGGCCAAGCCCCCAGCCCCCCCCCCCCAAAAAAAAAAAUAAAAAAAAAUAAUGGGUAUACUUGCCCUUAAUCUAAAGUUAGAAGAUAUUCCUAUUAAGAAAUAUUCCUUAAUAAAUCAUAUGCACUGUAUCUACCGUUUUCUGGGGAGUGGAUUCUUCAGGAAAAAGUAUCCCCCUUCUUUAAUUUUUAAAAUUUUUAUAAUAGAAAUUGUGAUGUAAUGCAACGAAAACUCCUUGGGACAAGUAAACUACCUUGUUUAACCCAUUCAUUAUAGGAACCAGGUAUUCCAUAUAUGUAAACCUGAGAAUAUCAGUGAUUUAGUGGUCAAAGGGUUAAAAUGAUACCUUGAUAUAGCAGUAAUAAUCAAAAAUAUGAUGAAACAUCUGUACAAAUUAAUCGGACAGGCAAAAAUUGCACAACCCUGUGAAAAGGAAAAUUGUAAAUUAAUUUUUGUAUAACAAUUAAUUGUAACAAUGUUCCCCUGUAACAUGUCUAAUAAAAACGAAGGAAGUAUGCAAUGUGAUCUUGACCGUUUUCCUAUUAAAUAAGAAAAAAAAAGAGCAAAAUUUCUCACCUAAACCUUAGUUUUAAAAAUAUGUUUAUUGAGAGCUCUUAUAUUGUAACAAUAAGAUGCCUUUGAGCUCUGAACAGACACUAUUUUAAUACUGUAAUUCUUGAACCAUGUAUUCAUUAUACAUGACAUGGGGGAGAAAUGUGUCUCUGAUUAAUGAUUUAAGUAUAGAUUUUGUGUUUGUGUUCAUCAUUUGAAGAAUGAUACAAAGAAAUUUAAAUAAUUUAUAAAACGAUUAAGUGCAAUAAAGUUAUAAACCAAUAUCUUUAUUUCCAUAAAGUGAUGAAAAAUUGUACUUCUGUGACUUCAUUUUAAAUCUUGAGUUUAUUAUUAUUUCACACAAUGAUAAAGCUGACGGGAUGGAGAGAGAUUGUGACCUUAAGGUUUGUUCAAGUAAAACACGGGAAAUCGUGGUUGGUUUUACGUGUAAAUGCAUGGCCACUGCAUGCAACAAAGGCCCUAUGCGUAUUGUGUUACAAGAUACAGAAAUGUGACGCUUUUGCCAUGCCAUAUUUGAACAAGGCUUUAGUUUUGCUAUAAUGUUUAAGGCAGGCAUAAUCAUGAUCAUGACAAUCAGAGUUGUGCAUGUGUAAAUGAAAAGAAAAUGACAUAUAGUGCGCUCUUCAGGUGCUAUAUAUAUAUAUAUAUAUAACAAUAACAUUGUUGGAAAACGACGGACUAUGACUGUUGGUUCAGUAUUUUUAUAAAUUGUAUAGAUGUACUCCUAUUGCACAAUAAACUCACCUGUAUGAUGCAUUUGAAUAUGAA